AUGCGAAAAGAAAAACAGUCAUCAGCUGAUGAGAAACCUGAUCUUUAUCAGGUUGAGUCAUUUACAACUAUCGAAACCCGUUAUAUGCAAAUGCUCCUCGAAUUAGACUAUAUCCCCUGGUUCUAUAAUAUUCUCGCAGGUGCCGGCACAUUUACCUCUCUUCAGGAAAAAACAAAAUCUUUGGAUAAUGAUCAUAUGAAGGAGAGUGUUGAAGCAACCAUUAUCAAUACUAUCAGGAAUCCACCACUUCUUGCAAUAUCCUGUUUUUGCCUUACAUUGGGUGCUACUAUUAUGAUAUGGCUCUCAUGGAAAAUAAGAAAUAACUAUAUCUGGCUGGUGAAUAAGUUAUUCAUACCAACACUACUGAAUGCUAUGGCAGGACUUGUUAGUACGAUGGUCAAUAUAUAUACAGCUCAAAGCGGUGCUUGGUCAAUUAUGGCCAUGAUGACUGUGAUUGCAACUGGUCUUACCAUGGCAGUGUCCAUAGGUCUGACUAUCGCAUAUAAACUCUUCAAACUGGAAACAAUAAAGCGAGAGCAUGAAGCCGAAAUCAAGGCGGGUUUUCAUAGAGUGUUGCCCAAACCAAGCGAGAGUAUACAGAGAUAA
Molecule: messenger RNA, 606 nt
Organism: Aspergillus welwitschiae
Lineage: Eukaryota; Fungi; Ascomycota; Eurotiomycetes; Eurotiales; Aspergillaceae
Exons: 3
Coding region: 1-606 (201 amino acids)
Source: RefSeq, a predicted model, not a curated record